GAAAGAGGACAUCACGGAAAAAAGUCGCCUUCGGCAACCCCACGUAGUGAUCUGAACCCUUCUAGCUCCUAUAUAACUGCUACACUGCUGCGAUGCCAGGACUACUAAUACAUUCAAGAAUAACCAGACUUCCCAGCAAGGAUUAGUGGUUGAAGACACGUGUAUUAUACCGUAUGGAAGCAGUAUGCGGGAAAUGGUUGGAGGUUGCUGUGUGUGUUCCGAUGAGCGCGGCUGGGCUGAGAAUCCGCUUGUAUAUUGUGAUGGACACGGGUGCAGCGUUGCCGUGCACCAGGCCUGCUACGGCAUCGUCCAGGUGCCCACCGGCCCGUGGUUCUGCCGCAAGUGUGAAUCCCAGGAGCGGGCAGCGCGAGUGAGAUGUGAGCUGUGUCCACAUAAAGAUGGAGCCCUUAAAAGGACAGACAGUGGAGGCUGGGCCCAUGUGGUGUGUGCUUUGUACAUCCCUGAGGUGCAGUUUGCCAACGUUCUGACCAUGGAGCCCAUUGUCCUGCAAUUUGUGCCCCACGAGAGAUACAUCAAGACGUGUUAUAUCUGUGAGGACCACGGUCGAGAGAGCAAGGCUGCCUGUGGUGCCUGCAUGACCUGCAACCGGCCUGGCUGUAGGCAAGCCUUCCAUGUCACCUGUGCUCAGAUGGCAGGUCUGCUGUGUGAAGAGGAGGGGCCAGAGGCCGACAACGUCAAGUACUGCGGUUACUGCAAACACCAUUACAGCAAGAUGCAAAAGAAGCUGCGGUCUUCGGGGGAGACGGUGAGCAGCUCUUUCAACCACUCCAGAGGACGGUCCAGCUCACCUUCCCAGGACAAACACAGCUCGCACCACCACAGGCCCCGCAAGAGUCACAAAGACAAAUCGAAGCUGAAGGAGCGACACAGGAAGUCGUCUGACUCGGGCGGCAUUCCCAGCUUGGGGCCCUCCCUCUCCACCAGCCUGGACAAGUUGUCUUCCAGCCACCACAGUGGCGGCGGCAGCAAGGAGGGCGACAGCAAGCCCAAGAAGCUGAGCUCCCACAGCGGCAGUGGCCUGCCCCAUCGCUGCAGCAAGAAGAGCAGCAGCGGCCCCGGCAAGAGCUGCUCCUCCUCCUCCUGCUCCUCCAGCCCCUUCAACGCAGGGGGCACGUCAUCGUUGUCGUCCACUCAGGACUUCCUGCAGCUCUCCUCCUCAUCCUGCCGUCUGGAGCGGGAGCGGGAGCCCGAGGAGCCGGCGGCCGAGCCGCGGGAAGAACGCAAGCGCCGGAGCCUCCCGCGGGAGGAAGAGGAGGAGGAAGAGGAGGAAGAGGAGGAGGAGAAAGAGGAAGAGGAGGAAGAAGAACAGGAUGGGGCAAGGGAGAGGGAGAGCAAGUACCUCAAGCCCCCAGCGUUGCAGCCGCCGGCCCUCACGCCCGUCAAUGGGCCGCCCGAGGCCGAGGCCAACACCUUCGAGAACAAGGUCACCAUCUCCACCUACGGCUCCAUCAUGCGCAUCACUUCCUCCUCUGGACUGGGCAGCGGCAGCAAGGUGCGUAAGCUGAGCUCCAAGACCAGCAGCGGCCGCCCACUGCAGUCCACGCCGCCCGUUCUGGAGGAGUCCGUCCCGCCCGAGCGUCCGUCCUCCUCGCCGUCGAUGCCCCGCAGCGAGCGCCGUCACCGCGGCAACAAGAAGAGCCGCCACGGGCCGGGCCGGCCGCGCGGCAGCAAGAACCGCGAGCGUGAGAAACGCGGCGAGGACGAGACGCAGACGCACCAACCUCCGCAUCAACCUCCGCAUCAACCUCCGCAGCAGCAGCAGCACCGUCACCACCACCACCACCACCACCAUCAGCCUGGGCUCCACAGCCAGACACAGCACCAGGCCCAGACUCAGCAUCAGGGCCAGGGCCAGCAUCAGGCCCACCAGGCCCAGCAUCAGGCCCACCAGGCCCAGCAUCAGGUCCAUCAGACCCAGCAUCAGGUCCAUCAGGCCCAGACACCGGCGCUGCAGGGGGGAGCCCUGGCCUUCUCCUCCGCCCCCUACCCCAGCCUGCCCCCAGCAGCUUUCCACGCCACCGCCACCACCAACUCUCUGCUCAGCUCCGGAAUCUACAGCAGUCAUAGGGAUCCCCUGUCUCUGGGUGGGGGUGUGUGCAGCACUCCUCUCUCCACCGGCCUGCUUCCCUCCCACAUCCCCAGCCUCCCUCUCACCCCUGCUAACUCCACCGCCAACACACAGAUGCAUGCGGGCUCUGGCGUUCCCUAUAGCCUCAGUGCCUCUCAGCCUUUCAGCAGCUUCCUGUCCACGGCGCCUACACUUCCUCCACUCCUGAGCCAGGCCCAGAGUACACUGCCAGAGUCGGACCUGGAGGACUGUCGCUUUCCCUGCCAGGACAGCUCACCGCGCGAGAGCCUCUCCUCACACUCUCCCAUGAGUAGUCUGCCGCUGCUGUUUGACCAGAGGGAGGGGGUGGACCAGCAGCGGCCGGAGCCGGCCAGCUCCCACAUCGAGCUGCUGCUGGAGAAGCACGGCAACGGGGAGAUGGGCGUCAACAUCGUGGAGAUGCUCCAGUCCCUGCACUCGCUGCAGCAGGAGAACCAGCGUCUGCAGGACCAGAUCCUGAGCCUGACGGCCAAGAAGGAGCGUCUGCAGCUGCUCAACGUGGAGCUGGCCGUCCCCUUCAUCCCACCGGGCUUCCCGCUGCCCUCCGCCCACCACCAUUCUCAGCUUCCCUUUGUGUGUACCUCCCUCCCUUCAGACCCCCUGAGCUCCAGUAAGAGUCCCCUCACCAAGAGCAGUUUCCUCAGCGACAACUCCUUCAUCGCCUCCUCUGAGGACCUCCACUCAGGCAGCCCCUCUCGCAGUAGCUCCUCCUUCUCCUUCCAGAGCACCCCUCCCCCUCAGCAAAGCCCCGCCUCCUUCAGCCAGCCCCUGCUGAACGGACUGGGCCGGGCUGGCCUGACCGAGAGCCUGUCCAUGGGGCUCGGCGGCGGCGCGAGCGGUCUGAUGGGCGGCCUGGCCGGAGGCCCCCAGCUGGCGGCGGCGGGGGGGGUGAACGGGGUGCUGGGAGGCCUGAACGGCGUGCUGGGCGGCUCGCCGGCCCAGGCCCAGAUGCAGGUGCAGAGCGCCCCCCAGAGCCACCUCCCGGCGCUGCAGCCGCAGCCUCCGCCCCUCACCCAGCAGGCACUGGCCCAGGGCCUGCAGCUGCCCAAGAGCCUCAGCCCGUCUUCCCUCCUCUCUGAACACCAGAAACAGCUUCUGCUUCAGAAACAGCAGCAGCAGCUCCAAGAGUUCCUCGUCUUGAAACAUUUCACUCCGGAGCAGCAGGUAGUGGUGUACCAGAUGCUGCAGCAGCAGCAGCAGCGGCAGCGCGAGCUCCAGCGCCUCUCUCUGGGGGGCGGCCUGCCCUCCUCCGGCGCCCCCUCCACCGCAGCCCUCAUGAACUCGUCGCCCAGCCUGCUGUCCCAGGCCGGAGCCUCCCCCCUGCAGGCUGGCCAGGGGAACAGCACCACGCUCUUUGGUCUCCAGGAAAACUCCCUCCACAAGCCCGGCUCGGUCGGAGACAAGGGAGGGGACAAGAACGGAUGACAUCACUUCCUGAGCUGAGCUGACGACUGUCCACCAAAUGGGAAAACCAUCCCGCCCGAUCUUGCCUCACUUCCUUCCGCCCGGAAUCCUCAGCUCCUUCCUCCUCUCCUCUCUCGUUCUUCUCCCAUCUUCUUCCUCUUCCUCAGUGAAUGUAUUAUGGCACUGGCUUCAGGUGUCCGAUCUGAAAAGAAAAAAAACAGGCAGUGGUAGUUUGUUCUGUUGUUUUCCUUAUUAUCUGAAUUUUGUUUUAUUUGGCAACCACACAUAGGCAGCUUUGUUUAUCAGGAGAACAGUGAUGGUCUGAUCUAUAUCUCAGUUUGCACUAAUUUGUUUAUUUGUCAGUUUUGUCCAUUACGAUUAUUAUUGUUAUUACUGUUGUUGUUGUUGUUAUUAUUACUAUUAUUAUAUUUUUUGAACUAGAGACUCUGGUCAUUGAUACUGGUGGUGUUCCAGCUCAGCUUGUAGUGGACUGACGUUUUCCGAGACCCCAGAGCACUGACCCUGUCUUCCAGCCGCACCAAAGCCCCCCCAGUGAGGGAAGCCGGGACUCAAUAGCGCUUGGCUGUUCGUGUUAACCGUGGUCGUUGGUUGUAGUAGCAACGCUGUGCUUGAGAAUGACAAGGAGGAUGAUAAUGAUGAUGACGGUGGUGGUGGUGGUGGUUAUGACUCGUACGCCACUUCCUUGCCCAGUCCAGUCCAGACGAGACAGUCCUCCUACCCUAGGAUCCUCAUCUCUCUUGACUUCUCCUCCCCCCAUGGUCUACACUGGCACUUGCUUCGUCCCUUGCUGGUCAGAAUGUUUAAGACUGGUGAGAGAAAGUCUGGCAAUUUCCAUCUUACAAUGUGUAACGGAUUUGUGACAUUUUUUUUAAAUGUGUACUUUCUUUCAUCCAAACUCACUUGAUCAUACAUGUUAGAGGGCCCCUCACAUGCUCAAUGCAGGUGUUAACAAAAAGACCAGGCUCUCCUCAAUACCCUAAAUAAUGCAUGCCAUGCUCCAUAGAUAAGCUCUCAGUAGAAAUCUCAGUUGGUGAUUCGGUUUCGCAAAAUAUUAUUGACAAUUGUGCUAAAUAGCCAAAUGACACCCCUCCCUUCCAUGGUCCUGAAGCACCUUGCUGAUUGGCUGAGAUUGUUUAAGGUUUGGUGACUGCAAACACUGAACAGACAUCUAGCAAUUAGCUACAUUUGAUUAAAUGUCUAAAAAACGGUAGAAUUGAGAACUGCACCUUUAAUGGUUAUUUUAAAAACCAACCCAACCUUUUGAGAUUAAAGCGAACAAACGGUUUUGACUUUAAAGCCUGUGUAAAUAAAAUAAAAUUUCUGAGCAAAGUCUCACUAAAGAUUGCCCUAUGUACAGCAGUGUAUAUUGUGCUAAUAUUCAGCUUUUAGCCAAUAAGAAGUACCUUAUCCAAUAAUGCAUGGUACUAAUUAGGAAACUAUAGGGAUUAGGUAGUGAUUUAUAAUGGAUGUUUUGCACACACGAGGUGUUACAGUAAAUGUUUUUUUUACCUUUUACUGCUAUGAUUACUCUGUGGUCAUUUCAUUAGGAUGUUUUAUAUUGACUGAAAGACAAUAGUUGUAUUUGAGCAGCUUAAUUGAUGCCUUAAUGUUUGUGAUAAAUUCACGGAAAAGUCCAAAGUAAUUCAGUAAUUUUGUUUGUUUGUUUAUUUUUGCUCUUUUGUGUAUAGGGUACAGAGACAGCAGAGUAGGCUGUAGAACGAAGAGGUUUGAGCUUGUUCUAUUGAGUUUGAGACACAUAUAGUAGAGGAAGAGAGAAGAACAAUAUUCUUAUUAUUGUACUUGCAUUUGUAACCAAAGUCUUGCAAGUACUUUUGAUGGGACA
Messenger RNA from Alosa alosa (allis shad), 5396 nucleotides. RefSeq names its product protein AF-17-like. Gene Ontology annotation, cellular component: nucleus. The record is from RefSeq and is a predicted model, not a curated record. The coding region runs from base 185 to 3553 and encodes 1122 amino acids. The transcript has 22 exons. Gene Ontology annotation, molecular function: histone binding; nucleosome binding. Gene Ontology annotation, biological process: regulation of transcription by RNA polymerase II. NCBI's taxonomy places the organism in Eukaryota, Metazoa, Chordata, Actinopteri, Clupeiformes, Clupeidae.